Messenger RNA from Coturnix japonica (Japanese quail), 5224 nucleotides. RefSeq names its product claspin (gene CLSPN). The record is from RefSeq and is a predicted model, not a curated record. Gene Ontology annotation, biological process: mitotic DNA replication checkpoint signaling; mitotic G2 DNA damage checkpoint signaling; activation of protein kinase activity. Gene Ontology annotation, molecular function: anaphase-promoting complex binding. Lineage: Eukaryota; Metazoa; Chordata; Aves; Galliformes; Phasianidae.
GCGAUGAUUGGUUGGUGCUAAAAAAGGGCGGGGCUAAAGCAGCGCGCGAAGACUCGAAGAGGUUCAUUAGGCGGCACAGGCCGGGCCGGGUCAUGGCGGCUCCCGUUGAGCUCCAAGCAGAAGAGCUGGAUGUGGCUGCGCUGAAGGCCCAGGGCAGGGACACAGACAGCGGGCAGGGCAGCACUGAGCCCCCAUCACCAGCCAUCAACACCACGUCACUGCAGGAUGGAGAUUCAGAAGAAGAGAUUUUUGUAAGUAGAAAAGCAAAAGGCAAGAAGGUGCUUCAGGACAGUGAAAGCGAAGAUGGGGAGGACAGUGACUCUUCUGUGCAGAAGGAAUCUCAGAGUGGAGACAGAGAAAAUGGAGAGGAAAAGGAGGAUGUUAUUGCCCAGAGAAACAAGAAAUCCCGGAUUCGGCAGGCUGUGCUGGACAGCGAUGGCAGUGACAAUGAGGAUCAUUUGCAAACUGAUAAUCUUGACACAAGCAAGAAGUCUGACUUGCCUGAGAAUGAGCUGGAAGAGGAGAAACAGCUGAAGUCUGGGAAAAAAUCCAGAAAGCAUAAACAUGGUUUUGAAGGUGAAGCAGCUGAAAAAGCUGUGGGGAAACCCAGAAGAAGAAAAGAGAGGGAGAGAAGAGCUGAGUCCAUCAAACAGCUGAUAAAAGGAAAGAAGCCGAGCUCAGAGCAGGUGGAUGGUGGUGAGAGGAAUCCUUCAAACGACAGUGGGUGUCUUCUUGAUGACAAAGAACUUUUUGAUAAUGGCUUAGAAGAGGAAGAUGAUUCCUUCGCAGGGGACGAAGAGUCAAUAGAGUCAAUACGAGCUGCAGUGAAAGAGAAAAUAAAGAAGUACAAGAACAAAGAACGGUUUUCUGAGGAUGAAGGCUACAAACAUGUGUUUGAUGAUGAUAACGAGGAAUCUGCAUUAAAAGAACCGAAAAGGAAGGAGCGGAAAGCAGCAAAGUUGAGUAAGGAAGCCAUUAAACAGCUACACAGUGAGACCCAGCGACUCAUUAGAGAAUCAUCUGUGUCUCUCCCAUACCAUAUGCCUGAGGCCAAAAGUGUUUGUGAAUUCUACAAGCGUAGAUCCCGACCAGUGUAUGAAGGAAAUGCCAUGGCGUUACUGAAGUCCACUAAAUACCAGUUCACCCUGAAUGAAGAAGCUGAAGGCACGAAGACCUCAAGCACAGGUUGCAAAGACGGGCCAACAGAAGGUGGUCAGUCAGCAGCUAAUGAGCCAGAAGCAAAUCUUGGUGGAGAUGUUGAUACUGCUGCCAAGGAUCCUCGCCUUGGUGUAGGGCAGAACUUGACAGAAGACUGUGCUGAAAAGUCCAGGAAGAACAAUGAUGAUUCUCGUAGUGCUGUGACUGUAACAACUGCCAGUGAAACAGAAGAACUGCAAUCAGUCCUAAGCACUGAUUGCAGUGAACAGAAAGAGAGUGAGGUUCCUCUACCAUUUGAAGGCAAUGCUCUGGAGCAAAGAGGUGAAACAGCAUCAGGCCUGGAAAACAACCAACAAGUGAGGCCUGAAUCAACAGCACAGCCUGAAAAAGUGAAGAAGUCCAAACUGGAUAAACUCCGUGAGCUGGGAAUUGAUUUGACCAUCAAGCCAAGAAUCUGCUCUGGCAAUGAAUCUUUUAUAAACCUCGAUGAAUCUGAUAUGAAUAAAGAAUUAGAAGCCUUGAAGGCGCGUUUCCUGAAGCACACCCUUCAAACAUCGAAACCCAAAGCAGAACGGACCAUAAACAUGAACAUUAUUCGUAAGGAAACCACAUCGGAAGGAAAGGAGGAACUAAAAGCAGACGUGGUGCCAGCGGUUUUAGCUGCAGAGAGCCUGGAUGAAGCAGCCCUCACAAAGCCAGGUGAAAAGCUGCAAGUGCUGAAGGCAAAACUCCAGGAGGCCAUGAAACUCCGCAGGAGUGAGGAGCGCCAAAAACGGCAAGCACUGUUCAAACUGGAUAAUGAGGAGCUGCUGGAGGAGGAGGAGGAGGAGGAGGAAGAGAUGACAGAUGAGUCUGAGGAAGAGGAGGAAGGUGAUCAUGAGGCUGUGGAAUUUCUGCUCGACGAGGCAGAGGAAGACAAUGAAGAUUUGGAAGAGAAACAAGUUGAGGACGGCGAUAAAGAAACUGACAGAGAGUCAACUGAUGGAGAAAAGGUGGAGCAAUCUGUGGAUGGUGCUUCUGUUCCCAAACUGGCUUCAACAGAGUCUACACUGAUGCUCUUUAAGGACAGCUCCUCCAAAAUGGGGUACUCUCUUCAUGAUGAGAAACACGAUAGUGAAGAAGCUACAGACAAAGAACCUACCAAGUUAGAAGAUGAUGAUUCAUUUUCUCUACCAACACCAGCAAAAGAGAAUAGCCAUAACAGCAGCUUUGAGUUUAUUGGCUCCAUGAUUCCAUCGUAUCAGCCCUGUAACAAACAGGUGUCGCGUGGAGGGAGCUUUUUACCCGCAGCAGGAGGUUUCAGGUCACCUUCCCCAGGCUUUUUCAAAACAAGCUUUAUCAGCUCUGCUUCCAAGAGCUCCGGAAAGAUGUCAGAGCCCUCUCUUCCCAUAGAAGAUUCCCAGGACCUGUAUAAUGCAUCUCCUGAACCAAAGAGUUUAUUUCCAGGGGCUGGAGAAUCCCAGUUUCAAUUUUCUCUGGAAGAUGACACCCAGAGCCAGCUGCUUGAUGCAGAUGGGUUCUUGAAUGUUGGACAGCAUAGAAAUAAGUACCAGUCCUCAAAGCAUGGGCUGACUCUGGCCAGUAUGGAUGAGAACGCGAUGGAUGCAAACAUGGAUGAAUUAUUGGACUUGUGUUCUGGACAGUUUAGCAGUCAAGCCGAGCAUGUGCCAAGUACCAGCAGCAACAAGAAACAAAACAUGGAAGAGCUGCUCAAUCUUUGCUCUGGAAAAUUUGUGACUCAGACAGAUUCUCCCACAUGGGCAUCAUCUGUAUCUUCCAAGGCAGAGAAGGACAGUGACAUAGAAGACCCAAUGGCAGAAGCACUAGCACUUUGUUCAGGCUCCUUCCCCACAGACAGGGAGGUGGAGGAUGAGGAGCACGAGGAGCUUGGUGAUUUCCAGCUUGUAACAGACGACAAUGCAUUUGAUAGCGAAGAGGAUGAAAAGAGUGGAGAUAGUGAUGGUGAAGAAGCAGAAGUAAGUGAUGAAGAAGAAGUGCUGAGACGCAGAGAGGGCUCAAAGAAAAAACUCAAACUGGAGGAUUUCAUGGAAGAUGAAGCAGAACUGUCAGGGAGUGACGUGGGAAGUGAAGAUGAAUAUGAUGGAGAAGACCUGAAUGAAUACGAAGAAGAUAUUAUUGACGAAGAACUCCCUAAUGAAGCGGAAUUAGAAAGUCAAGUACAGAAGUUACACAUGAAAGCAGUGCUUGAUGAUGACAAGCGUCAGUUACGCUUGUACCAAGAGAGGUACCUCAUUGAUGGUGACCUUCACAGCGAUGGCCCUGGCAGAAUGAGAAGGUUCAGAUGGAAAAACAUAGAUGAUGCUUCCCAGAUGGACUUGUUUCAGAGGGAUUCUGAUAAUGAAGAUGAAAAUGAACAGUUUGAUGAAACAGAAGUAAAAUGGAGGAAAGAGAGGUUUGAACGAGAGCAGUGGCUUCGUGAGCAGAAGGAAAAAAAUAAAGAGCAGGAGGAGGAAGAGGAGGAGGAAGACAUCGGUGAGGACAGUCAGUUCAUGAAACUAGCCAAAAAAGUAACUGUGAAGUCCCUACAGAAGAAAGCAAGCCCUGCAGUAGUGGUACAAGAUGCAAAGCUAUUGCCCAGGAACCCAUUUGAAACAUUCAGACCUGCCCGUGACAUCCAGAUUAAAAACGGGUCUCUCUUGAAUAGACCCAAAGAUAUCCUUCAGAAACUAGCGGCAAUGUCAGAUCUUAAUCCAAACGCACCUCGGAACUCCAGGAAUUUUGUCUUCCACACACUUUCCCCAGACAAGAAUGAAGAGACAAAAGAGAAAUCAAAACAUCAGGUGAAGAAAAGAGGUCCUUCUGCAGCAAUAACAGCUCUUCCCAAACGACCCAGGGUUGACAGCACAGAGGAAACGAGUCAAAGCCGAAGCAUAUUCCAGUACUUGGAGAGCUGAAUGUUGUUGUGUAGGGCCAGAAGUUACAUCUUGUCUCUCUGUCAGUUGCAGGCUGAGCUGCAAAUCUCUGCCAGCAAUCAUCAGGAAGGUAAACAAACUGCUGUACGUUGUUCUUCCUGCUUUCUUCAUUCCAGUUCUUUCCAAGCAAUGGUCAGGUUUAUUCUCGUUCCACUCCAUGGCAAUUGGGAGCACAAAAUCCAUGCUUGGUUUGGAACGAAUGCAAGCUUGGUCUAAGCAUUAAGGAAACUUAACCACCAUGAGACUCUGUGAGGAUUGUAUACAUGUUCCAGUGUUACAUUUUCACCUGGAAGCAUCACUGUUGUGAUACAGAAAUGCUGCAUCAAAGCACAGAUAGGAAGUAUUUCUGCAGUUUUAGGUAAGAAGAAAGCAGUAUUAAUUACACUAGGGUUUAUGUUGUUUGCACUUAGUACUAAGGAGCCACAGCUUCCUUCAGUGUCUUAUUUUCUCUGUUAAGCAUUUAUUAGCUUCUUAACUUUGGAAGCUCUAAUUUACAUUUGUAAUUAAUUUAUGUUUCUUUUAAUAAGAAGGCCCCAGCCUGUUAUGAGGCAGUACGAUAGGAAUGCCUUUCACACCUUCUUUUCCUUUUCAUAUUCAUACACAUGCCAUAUGAGUAACAGAUGUGGGAGGGGAGAAGGAGGUGUGCAGGUUGGAGCUUUCAUUUCUGCUUUCUUCUGCCCAACUGAAAAGUGGUAUAAAUUAUCUCACCCCCCAUUUUCAUCCACGCUUUGCUCUUCCAUCACAAAUCACCCAUUUCUGAGCAGUGGGAAACGAAGAGCCCUCUCUGCAAGGAGGAUAUUAGAAUACAGAACCAUUACAGCUAUUCUGAAUAGCGUGAAAGGAACUAGAGGUGGAAGAUCCAGCAUUUCUGACCUUUCUGAGGGUAUGCCAAGCAUGUUUCAAUUAGAUGCCAUGUUAUGGUAGCACAGUGGCCUGCUCUGUAGGACUAGGAGACCAAUGUCUCACCCUGGGGUUGCUCACUAUCACAAUCGUGUACAUUUUGUAGCAUCUCAAUUAUAAGCCCAGUGUGCGACGUGUAAAAUAUUUGACUGUAUAUUGUGUUUAUAGAGAACUAUGGUACCAAUUGCAGUGCAAUUUUACAAUAAAACAGGUUUUUAAUGUACAGGAUUUUA